This is a messenger RNA of Diabrotica balteata, 1407 nucleotides long. NCBI's taxonomy places the organism in Eukaryota, Metazoa, Arthropoda, Insecta, Coleoptera, Chrysomelidae. The record is from the annotation of a GenBank genome assembly.
GUUUACAUUAAUAUUGGAGAUGAUUUUUUAAAUAUUUAAUUUAAAAUUAUAAAUAUAAACAAAGUACUUAUAGAAUACAAAAUAGAUAUAACUCUCUCCUCUCUCUACUGUGAUAAAUAACUUGGGUUUAAUAUAUUGUAGCAAGCGCUUAUAGUAGUUAGUAGUUACAUAUUAAAAAAAAUAAUGCCCUAGUCUAAUUAGCAACAACACUUUGCCUUUGUGUUUUAAGUAGAAAUGUAAAAAAUAUUGCAAUUACAACAUGAAUUUCAGUGGUACUAUAAGAUUAAAUAAAUUCGGAAUAUUUAUAGUAUUAUGUAUAAUAUUCAUUUUUGGAUUACAUGUAUUUACCAAAAAUUCGGAGGCUUACCCAGAAAUUAAAAAAAUUAAUUUGUCUACUCUUUUAAAUGUAGCAAUAAAGGCAGCGGAAAAUGGUGGUAAAAGGGUAGUAGAAAGUAAGGAAAAUAUGAAUGUUAAAAGUAAAGGUUUAACUAAAGAGGGUAUGCAAGAAAGUGUAACUAAUGCUGAUAUUUUAUCUCACUGUGAUAUGACAAAAACAAUUAAAUAUUUCUUCCCUAAAGUGAAAUUAAUUUCAGAAGAGGAUGUUAAAAACUGUGAUGAUAAAGUUAAUGUUGAUUUUUCGUUAAUGAAUGCUGUGGAUAUAAAUAAUAAUGUAAUUAAUGAAGAAGAUAUUACAAUUUGGAUAGAUCCAUUAGAUGCUACACAUGAAUAUACAGAGAAACUGUACAAUUAUGUUACUACUAUGGUAUGUGUAGCUGUUAAAGGGAAACCUGUGAUGGGUGUUAUCCAUAAGCCAUUUGACAAAACUACCUCAUGGGUUUGGGUAGAUAAGGCCAAAUCACAAGAUCUAAGCAAUCAGGAACCUGAAAAUAAAAGUCCUAGUAUAAAAGUAAUAGUGUCUCGUUCACAUAAAGGUGAUGUGGAAAAAAUUCUUCAAAAUAAUUUUAAACAAAAAGUAGAAAUUAUAACGGCAGCUGGUGCUGGUUAUAAAGCUUUAGAAGUAGCAAAGAAGAAAGUAGAUGCUUAUAUACAUACAACAGCUAUCAAAAAGUGGGACAUAUGUGCAGGAAAUGCUGUUAUUAAUGCGUUGGGUGGAAAGAUGGUCAACAAGUUUGGUGCCGAGUUAGAUUAUAGCAAUGACAUCGAUGUGACAAACAAAGAUGGAUUAAUAGCUUCUUUAGAUAAAUAUGACAUUUUUAUAGGAAAACUCGAUAUUUAGUUCUAAUCUAAAUGAUAAUUACAUGACAAUGGCAACUGACGUGUAGUUAAUAUGUCACCAUGAACUGAAUAUUAAUGCUUUUACUUUUGAAUACCUGUAAUCUAGUUUGACAAUGUUAUUAUAAUUAUAAAAUUAUUAGAUACAAUCAAAAUAAAUAAAAUACGUAUUGU